ACUGUCAACUGUCACUAUGCGCUGGCACUCUGAAAUAUACGGCUGUAUAGUGUUGCUUGCUAUAUUUUGCAGCGCUUCAUCUGUUAGAAGGGACACACCAUGUGCGGCCAGAGCCACAAACGUCUCUGUUGUAUGUGUGUGCAAUGCCACAUACUGCGACGAAAUCACACGAGUAUCACCGCCAAGGGGCACGUUUUAUGUCUACAUUUCUUCUAACGCAGGAUUAAGGUUCUUUAAAACGUCUGGCGUAUUAAGUCAAUACGGGCCGCGUAAACCAUACUGCACUACGGUGUUGGAUCUCGACCUGUCUACAAGGCACCAGACUGUGGAAGGUUUCGGGGGCGCCGUCACGGACUCAGCUGGCAUGACCUGGGCCAACAUCAGCAAUCCACAGCUAAAGGAGUACUUGAUUAGAUCCUACUUCGGCAAUACGGGAAUCGAAUACAACAUGCUCCGACUACCCAUAGCCGCUACGGAUUUCUCCCCGCGUCUCUACUCCUACAGCGAUGAGCCAGAGAACCAGACCACGCUUACCAACUUCUCUUUGGCUCCAGAAGAUUAUAAAUACAAGAUACCAAUGAUCAAAGCCGCAAUGAAAGUGGCGACAGACGAGCUGCAUAUAGUAGGGUCGGCCUGGGGCAGCCCUCUUUGGAUGAAGACGAAGCCAAACUUUACGGGGACGGAGCAAAUCAAGGAGGAGUACUACGGGGCAUUUGCUGAGUACCAUUACAAAUUCAUAGAGCACUACGCAGCCCAAGGCAUAGAUAUCUGGGGUCUUACUACAGUGAACGAGCCUCUAAGCGGGCUCAUGAGUUUAGGCAACAACAACCGAGUGACAUGGACGGUACAAGGGCUUGGUACAUGGAUAGCUGAGCAUCUCGGGCCAAUGAUAAGGAAUUCCUCCUUCAAAGAUGUGAAAAUUUUGACUGGAGAUGACCAGAGAAUGUGUGUGACUCUAUGGUUUAACUUGGUAGUCGUGGAAACCCCGGCAGCGUUAGACUACAUAGAUGGCGUGGCUGUGCACUUUUACUUCGAUGACUUUACCCCGCCGGAGAUGUUGACGGAACCAUUGAAGAAUUACCCGGGGAAAUUCGUCAUCUACACUGAAUCAUCUAUUGGCGUCGAUAAAACCCCUCAUGUAUAUUUUGGGUCAUGGGAUCGUGCUCAGCAAUAUGCGCGGAAUAUUAUUGAGGAUUUAAACUACAAUGUCAUAGGCUGGAUUGACUGGAACCUAUGCCUGAACCCUCAAGGAGGUCCGAGCUGGCUUUCAACAGCUCUAGACGCUGCCAUCAUCAUCUUCGCCGAAAAUAAUGAGUUCAUCAAGCAGCCCAUGUUCUACGCUUUGGGGCACUUCUCGAAAUUUCUUCCCAGAGGGUCAGUCAGAGUGGGGAAAGUGCAGUACUCGCCUUGCAAGGAGAAGGUGGAUAGCGUGUCGUUUGUGACUCCUAGGGGGACUGUGGUGACUGUGCUACAGAAUGAGAACUUAAAAGAACAGUCAGUGCUUAUACGAGCUGGAAACCGAUCUGCUUCAGUUCUACUACCACCUGAAUCCAUAGCGACAGUCGAAUUUUCUUAUAAAUAAAAAUUAUUACCAAAA
Molecule: messenger RNA, 1597 nt
Organism: Ostrinia furnacalis (Asian corn borer)
Lineage: Eukaryota; Metazoa; Arthropoda; Insecta; Lepidoptera; Crambidae
Product: lysosomal acid glucosylceramidase-like
Exons: 12
Coding region: 17-1582 (521 amino acids)
Biological process (GO): glucosylceramide catabolic process
Molecular function (GO): glucosylceramidase activity
Source: RefSeq, a predicted model, not a curated record